CGACAACAAAAUCCAAGGAUGACGAAAGGUACCUCCUCUUUCGGAAAGCGGCACACAAAGUCGCACACACUCUGCCGACGCUGCGGCAACCGUGCCUUCCACAGGCAGCACAAGACCUGCGCAUCCUGCGGUUACCCUUCAGCUAAGCUCCGUUCAUAUGAGUGGGGCCAGAAGGCCAAGAGGAGAAAGACGACUGGCACUGGGAGGAUGAGCUACCUCAAGGGUGUCAGCAGGAGGUUUAAGAACGGGUUCAGGGAGGGAACGGUAGCAAGCAAGAAGGUCAAGGCUUCUUCUGAGUAGGUUUGGGCUGGGCUCGCUGCGUGGGGAGGAUGCCAGACAUACAUGCUAUGCAAUUAUGACGCGUAAUGCAUGUGUCCAUGAUCUUCAACUGUUAUCGUGACCGGUUCUGUUGUAAAGCGAGACUUCUUGCAUGAGUUGGACGUCU
This is a messenger RNA of Dacryopinax primogenitus, 445 nucleotides long. RefSeq lists its product as uncharacterized. NCBI's taxonomy places the organism in Eukaryota, Fungi, Basidiomycota, Dacrymycetes, Dacrymycetales, Dacrymycetaceae. The record is from RefSeq and is a predicted model, not a curated record. Gene Ontology annotation, molecular function: structural constituent of ribosome; RNA binding. Gene Ontology annotation, cellular component: cytosolic large ribosomal subunit; ribosome. Gene Ontology annotation, biological process: translation. The coding region runs from base 19 to 300 and encodes 93 amino acids. The transcript is spliced from 4 exons.